Molecule: messenger RNA, 2718 nt
Organism: Ectocarpus sp. CCAP 1310/34
Lineage: Eukaryota; Phaeophyceae; Ectocarpales; Ectocarpaceae
Source: the annotation of a GenBank genome assembly
GUGUUCGAACACCAAGCGUCGAAAGGAGCAUCUGCUGUAAACUUCUCGAGCCAUGUCUACCAAACUAGGAGCCAAGAUCUUCAAGACCAAGUGCUCGCAGUGCCACACUGUUGAGAAGGACGCCGGCCAUAAGCAGGGCCCCAACCUGAACGGCUUGUUUGGGCGCGCGGCGGGCACCGUGGACGGCUACUCGUACUCGACCGCCAACAAGACGUCGGGCGUGGUCUGGACCGAGAGCACCCUGUUCGACUACUUGCUCGCGCCGAAGAAGUACAUCAAGGGGACCAAGAUGGUGUUCGCGGGCAUCAAGAAGCCGGCAGAGCGAAAGGAGCUCAUUGCGUACCUGAAGGAGGCAACGGCACCGUGAUGAUGGUACUUCCAUUUUGUUUUCUCUGCUGUCGUGUUUAUGUGUGUCGUAUGGUGUCGUGGACCUUUUCUAAGUCGUAUGCAAUAUGGGACGAUGAUGAUGCAGGCUGUUAAAACGCAAUUACAUCGUGUCGUUUUCGGGGGGUCCCCCCAGGUUAGUGGGGGACGGGGGGGGCUGGUAGUCGACAUAAUGGGCAGGAUGCGUGGAGGCCAGCAGCAAGAGAGGCUGGUUUGGGUGGAGGAGUAGCUGGAGUAGUUAGAGCUGGACUGGCGCGAGGAAGGGGUGAGGAAUGAGUACCCCGCCAUUUGCGAUAUGAGGUUGAGCGUUUCGAAAAUCAUAGCAUGAGCGAGAGACCCACCCGUUCUAGAAUACACCGCGGUCGGGCACGUAAAACAGGGUCUAGAGACAGGAGCAGGGGGGCGGAGGUCGCAGCAGGAGUUGGAUAAGUCGGAGUGCGUGCGACAGUUGUUUCUUUUUGGCGAAUAUUCUUCUUGUGGCGGCUGGCAGUUGACGACAGACAGCAGUUGCACAGGUUUUGCUUCAAAUGAGAGCCUACAAUAUUUCCGUCUCUCGGAGGCGUGUGGUUUCGUGUGCGCUCGUUACCCACUGCUUUACUUUCUUGUCCUGCCGUCGUCACACACCACCCCUUGCCGUAUCUGUUGUCCAAUUUUGACUAGAAUGGAGAGGGGGAACCGGGUGUACGUUGUACUGUAGGGCACAAGCGAAACUCAACGUUGCCAUCGUUUAGGAAGGGGAGCACCGGCGUCCUCUUUCGGUAGCGAGCAGUACACGUUGCUGCCAAGUAAUGGGCGUCGGACGGAUCCCCCACGGCUCCACCUGCCAUGCACCCCUUUGACCCCUCCGAGUUGCGUGCUGGAGAUGUGUAAUCGUAGUACAUUGCGCGUUUUUUUUUUUUUGCGUAGGAACCCCGGUUUCCCGUGUUGGGGCAACAGAAGCGAAUUUGGCGCGUGGGUGCAAAAUGGUGCUUGGAAACAUGCAUGUGCUGUCUGGUUGAAUAUCGCUGAUCUCUGUUUCGGAGUUGGCAGCAGGCUGUCGGGUGGGUGUUCCAAGUUUUUUUGUCACGUGUCGAUGGUUCGUGCGUCAUCGGCAAUCUUUGCGGUCCGAUGGUAUUGUCUUGAGGUGCAGAGUCUUGACCGAUCACUCCAGGUAGCUGCUGAUUCUGCUUAGUCGCGUGGGCGAUGCGUGAGAGGGAGAAGGGAGAGUGCUCAAUAGAAGAAAUCGAACGAAUCACACGGCGAUAAUUUAUUGUUUAUUUUUUGAAGGAAUAGCGAUGCGUUGUGCCCCUUCCAAUCGCUGCACUGCUUGCUGUGUGUCACAGUGCCAGGUGGCUGCCCCAUAUUGCUCCUAAUUAUCCGAGCCGCACGCGUAGCAGCGCUGUCCGCGUUGUGUCUACAAUUUGCACGUGCGAAGUCGUACACGCCCGUGGAACACUGUUCUCGUUCAGCAACACUCCGCUUUCUGCGCGACGCGAUGCGCUCGGCGUUCUUGGCUCUUGUUGUGGAUAUCACGUAGACAGCUGUAUCUACAUAUCCUCACUGCCGCCACAACCUUCUGGGUUGGCAAUCAUUCGGACGUGCGCGCUCGUGCGUUCUUGGCAAUGAACUCGUUUUCCACGCCGACAACCUUAACCACAGGUGGCCCAAAACUGAAGAUGGCAUGUUAUUUUGCUGGCCGCGCCGCCUCUUUCUUCCAAUGCGCCAUUUUUUCUCCUCUCUCUUCAAUUAGUUCUUGUCAACACCAUCGUUCGGAGUCUCUUGAUUGCUCCCUGAUUUUGCGUCCUCACAACCAACUGGAGAGCUCCCAACAGGGGUCGCACAGCAGAAGAAUCUCGUGCGGCGUUGCGUCUUUCACGCGAGAGCGAUUCAGCCGUCCUUCGCUUAAGUUUACUCAAGAACACGCACAAGCGACGGCCCCGUGUAGCUACGAAAGAUCGAACGGAUACACACCUUCGCCGAUAGUCAACUACUCCCGACGCUCUAAUGUUUUGCUGCAACCUAGGCCACCCGGGCGAUCAAACCGCUCGUGUGGAGCGACAACGAGAAAUCGUUGGUGCUGCAUGUUGGAACACCUCCGGCACGACUCGAACGCAUCGACGUUGAGAGAGCUCCAGAGUGCUCAAGAGGUGAAGCAGCUGCUCAACCUCAACAACCAAAACUGAUCACUCACUCAUGUCCAACGUCUCUGGCUCAAAACAAAAUGCUAAAGAAGCCGGUCACCACUUACGGACCCGCUCCACAUAUGCUGACCGGAAUACACAAACAAAUACGGCUCCCCGUGCCUCCCCAUCGGAAGGUAGCCAUAAAAACCAUUCCCAGAGCCUGGUCCGGUGA